Messenger RNA from Sclerotinia trifoliorum, 1338 nucleotides. Lineage: Eukaryota; Fungi; Ascomycota; Leotiomycetes; Helotiales; Sclerotiniaceae. The record is from the annotation of a GenBank genome assembly.
AUGGCCACUCUGAUCCAUAGUCGUCGAGGAACUGUCACUCGAUUGAGGCGACACAGCCAGAGUCCAAGUGACUCUGAUGAAGAUGUGUACACAGCUCCCCUUACGCCACCAGUUUCUCCUCAAUAUCCUCUUGGCCGGUAUCCUGGACAAUGGAGUUUAGGACUUCAACUCAAAAAUUUGAUAUUUUCAAGAUUGGUCCUCUUUACAAUAGGCUCGAUUUUGACGUAUUCUGCCUUAUUUUGCCAAGACGGGAGUGUCCUCGGAGACACUGAAGACAUUUCAGGAAUCGAUCCGAAGAUCACAUCUGCAAUUCCGCUGUUGUACAAGGAUUUCAUAUACAAUGCAACCAAAAGGGAAGGUAAUACACUCAAAGGACACUUAGACAUAUUCCCGGGCAACACGCUUUCGGUAGCCCGGCGUUUUGCUAAGGCGCUGCCAGACUAUCAACAAGCACGCGCAUUCUCAGUUCUGCUUGAGGAUUUACAAAUUACUUCGGACGAAAUAUAUCACGAAUACAUGCAUUAUUAUGAUAGUAUCCGUCGGCACGCGGAGGACGCAAUGAUACUAACAAAUGCUUUAGUCGAGGAUUCAGAGGAAGUUUGCCGAUAUCAGAAUGUUUCGGAUACUGUAAUUAUGCGAACCCAGGAUUUCAAGCAUUUGACAGACAAAAGAUCCUAUUGGUUUUACCCUUCCACUUGCGGAUUUCGAGGCAUGGGAAUUAAAGCUAAAUACCUCGAAUAUUUGAAAGCACUACGUGAAGGAUUCAACCAAGCCGACUGGAAUUUUUACAAUCACAAAUUUAAAGGAUUGACUGAAGUUUUGAGGACAGGUGCAAGACUGAUGAGUUUAUUCGAAGAGGCCAGAACUAAAAGUGAAGUGCUCCAAUCUGCAGUAGAGCAUGGUAUAAGUACAUUGUCCUCGGAUGGAACUUCAACGUUAGAACAUAACACCAAUCAAAGCAAUGAAAUAAUUGGCUACAUAGAAAAUUGGCUUAAGAAUGAUUUCGAACGAGGUCGAAUCGUGCGUGAAAUCGAAAUGCCCAUCUCGGUUCACAAAUCCCAGCUGGCGUUAAAAGCUAUUGAUAGAAAGAUCAGAGAAGUUGUUAAUAUCUUAUUGCACAUGGAGAAUUUCUUGAAUGAUCAUUGGCAUGUAAAUUGUCAUAUCGAUGCAAUGGCAAAUACCCUGCAAAAUGUUUCCUCUUAUUACAACUUCAACCAUCCAUCUCAUCCCAUGUUAGUGUGGGAGAUGUAUCGUAGUAUCUGGAGACGCGAAAGUACGGGGCCAUUGAUAGACCCGGAAACUUGCAACACGCAGCAGUCUUGGAUUACACACGGAUAA